Molecule: messenger RNA, 414 nt
Organism: Anisakis simplex (herring worm)
Lineage: Eukaryota; Metazoa; Nematoda; Chromadorea; Rhabditida; Anisakidae
Source: the annotation of a GenBank genome assembly
AUGUUCUCAGAUGCUCCAGACAAAUGGCUGAAUGAUUUAAAAGCAGAACUCGGUUUGUUGAAGAAGCGACUCGAUGGAAUGCCUCAAAAUUCCGACACACUCAGAGAGGAGAGAAACGAGAAAUUGCUUGAUCAAGUUGAUGAAAAAGAAUGUUCAUAUAAGCUUCCGCAUCUUACUAAAUCUGUACCGCUGGCACGCAACGAUAACAGAAUCAUCAUACCAAAAUCAGCCGAAGGGCUCGUGUCGGAUAGAACCUUGGAAGAGCUGAAAAAAGAGAUGUUAUCAGCUGAACGAGAACAUCCAGCAAAUGACAGUAAUUUCGACGAAACGGAAAGCGAUGAAGAGAAUGGUCGUCUGCGAAAAGCUGUUCGCUCGCAGAGUUUUACCGACCUGAAAACAGCGAUUGAGGUGUGA